AUGGCACACGACGAAAAGGCAGCGGCUCAGGCUGCCCAAACCCCGGAGCUGGACUCGGACAGUCACGAGAUGUCCGGAGAGAAGCAGAACGGGCCAGAGACUGCAGCGGCAGAAACACAGGUCGAUGCCCGGCUAGAGAAGGCGGACGGCGAGAAGAAACAAGCUCGACACACGGAGACGGAAAAAGGGGAUUUGGGCCGGAGCCGGCGGGGGUCGCAGUCCUCGGAAUCGCCGUCGAUAUCGGCGUCGUCGACCACAUCGGACGGACAGACCAAGGCAGCGCUGGGAUCGAGCUCAGGACCGGACCCUGGACGCGGCAGCGGCAGUCAGGCGCUGGACGAGGGGCCGCGGCUGGCGCCCAUUGCGACGGCCACCAGUCGGAUGUCGGUAGCAGCAACGGUGAGGGCGACGGUGAGCGGCGAGGGGGCAGACCAGCCGGCGCAGCCGUGGUCAUCGUUUGUAGAGAUCCCCGACUCAUUCUACGACCGGCUGAGCGCACGGCACAAGCAGGCACUGGUGGGCCUGCUGUCGUUUUGCGGAUUCCUGGCGCCGAUCUCGAGCACGGCCGUGCUGGCAGCCAUCGCCGAGGUGGCAGACGAGUUCGAGACGACGGGAACGGUGAUCGACGUCAGCAAUGCGCUGUACAUGCUCUUCAUGGGCAUGUCGCCGCUGAUGUGGGGGCCGAUGAGCGAGGUGUACGGCCGGCGCUGGAUCCUGCUCAGCACGCUCGUGCUCUUUGUCGGCUGCAGCAUCGGCACGGCGCUGGCGCCCAACAUUGCGGCGUACUUUAUUUUCCGCAUCCUGACCGCGUUCGAGGGCACGGCCUUUAUCCUGGUCGGCUCAGCGUCGAUCAGCGACAUGUACCGGCCGACCGAGCGGGCCACCGGCAUGGGCUGGUUCCUGUCCGGGACGCUCGCGGGCCCGGCUCUGGGGCCUUUUAUCGGCGGCAUCAUCGUCACGUUCCGGUCGUGGCGCGUCAUCUUCUGGUUGCAGACAGCCCUGGCCGGGCUGGCUCUCGUGGGUGUGGCCGUGCUGAUGCCGGAGACGAUCCACCACAAGAAGAUCCGGAACCUGGCCGGCCUGCGGACGUGGGCCAAGGCGCGGGUGCUGUGGUCGAUGGUCAACCCGGCACGGGUGAUCCGACUGUACGUGUACCCCAACGUGAUGCUGGCGGGCAUGGCGUCGUCGUCGCUGGUGUGGAACCAAUACUCGCUGCUGACACCGAUCACGUACGUGCUGAACCCGCGGUUCGGGCUGACGACGCCGCUGCAGGCCGGCCUGUUCUAUCUGGCGCCCGGCUGCGGCUACGUGACGGGGACGUUUGUGGGUGGGCGCUAUGCCGAUCACGUCGUGCGGCAGUGGAUUGUGCGGCGUGGCGGCGUGCGCAUUCCGGAGGACCGGCUGCGGUCGGCGCUGCCCUUUCUCGGCAUCGUGAUCCCGGCCUGCAUGCUGAUCUACGGCUGGAGCGUCGACCGAGCCGUCGGCGGAAUCCCGCUGGUGGUCAUCACCAUGUUCCUCCAGGGCGUGGCUCAGCUGUUCUGCUUCCCCAGCCUCAACACGUAUUGCCUCGACGUGAUGCCUGAGCAUGGCAGCGAGGUCAUCUCGGGCAACUACUUUGUGCGCUACCUGUUUGCCUGCGUCGGCACCGCUGUCGCCCUGCCGGCCAUCAAGAGCAUCGGCAUCGGCUGGUUCAGCACCAUCUCGGCCGCCUUCCUCGUCCUCAGCGACCUCGGCCUGCUGGCUACCGUGCACUGGGGCGCCGAGUGGCGCGAGCGCGUCGGCCGCUGGCGCAACGAGCGGCGCAGGGCCGAGUACAACCGGGCACAGGCGCGGAGAGGCGAACCCUCCGGCACGGCCGUCUGA
Grosmannia clavigera kw1407 is the source of this 1863-nucleotide messenger RNA. Its product is annotated as major facilitator superfamily transporter. The record is from RefSeq and is a predicted model, not a curated record. The coding region runs from base 1 to 1863 and encodes 620 amino acids. The transcript has 2 exons. Lineage: Eukaryota; Fungi; Ascomycota; Sordariomycetes; Ophiostomatales; Ophiostomataceae. Gene Ontology annotation, biological process: transmembrane transport. Gene Ontology annotation, molecular function: transmembrane transporter activity.